Molecule: messenger RNA, 279 nt
Organism: Ostreobium quekettii
Lineage: Eukaryota; Viridiplantae; Chlorophyta; Ulvophyceae; Bryopsidales; Ostreobiaceae
Source: the annotation of a GenBank genome assembly
AUGACGAAUCCGAAGGACUCCCCCCGGGUGAUGCGCGAGGGGGACCGUUCCAGGGCGGGCACGCCCAGCCGGGGCCUGCAGAGGACGAUCAGCAACGCCAGCUCGUAUUACCCCGAGCCCACCGGCUUCUGGAACAGCCUGCUCAACUUUCGGGGGUUCAAGAACAGCCUGAAGCUGCGGAAGGAUUGGAAGCUGAAGGAAAAGCUCUACAUGACAGUGGGGGGCGACUACUGCUUUCAGAAUUACAAGCUCACGCCUGUGGUGCAGUUCACCUACAAA